Molecule: messenger RNA, 1404 nt
Organism: Auanema sp. JU1783
Lineage: Eukaryota; Metazoa; Nematoda; Chromadorea; Rhabditida; Rhabditidae
Source: the annotation of a GenBank genome assembly
AUGACUAUUGUUACUGGAACGCGGAAAAUACCUUCGGGACGUGAUACAGGUGGACAUACGGGUGUCAAUCAGCUUGGAGGAGUUUUUGUAAAUGGCAGGCCAUUACCAGAUCAAACUCGAGAACAAAUAGUAGCAAUGGCAAAAAGCGGUCAGAGGCCAUGUGAUAUUAGUCGAUAUCUACAAGUAUCCAAUGGUUGUGUUUCUAAAAUUUUGUGUCGAUAUUACGAAUCUGGUACGAUAAAGCCACGAGCAAUUGGAGGAUCAAAACCAAGAGUAGCAACACAAAACGUAGUUUUAAAAAUUGAAGAAUAUAAACGGGAGCAGCCUAGUAUAUUCGCAUGGGAAAUACGAGAUAAACUGCUCAGUGAUAACAUUUGUACAGCCGAUAGUAUACCAAGUGUGUCAUCCAUUAAUAGAGUUUUAAGAAAUCUGGCGUCCAAAAAAGAACAACAACAGCUGCAUAGCGAUUUCUACGAUAGAUUUCGCUUAGUGGAUCAGAACCAACUAUAUACAACGUGGGGAUAUAAUCCAUGGCAAAUGUCUGUACCUACAGUAGGCCUAACACAAUUUUCAUCAAUACCCCAACCAGAUAUUGAGUCGAAGAAGACAAUCGAAGAGGACGUUAAGCCCUCAACAGAUUCCGAUGAAGAUGUAGCAGCUAGAAUGAGAUUAAAGAGGAAACUGCAACGAAAUCGAACAUCAUUCAGCCAAGAACAGAUAGAAGCGCUUGAGAAAGAAUUUGAAAGAACACAUUAUCCUGACGUUUUUGCACGUGAACGGCUGGCACAGAAAAUUGGGUUACCUGAGGCUAGGAUACAAGUCUGGUUUUCAAAUCGACGAGCUAAAUGGCGUAGAGAGGAAAAGUUGCGGAAUAAAAGAUCCAAUAACAUGGAUACUUCUAUGAGCACUACGGGUAGUAAUCCCUCCAGCACAACAACCAGUAGCUCGCCAACACCGUCACAAAGCCGUUUUUCAACAAAUAUAGCACCUGUAAGUGCUAGUUUUGUGCCAACGGGAGCAGCUCAGAUGUAUGGAGGCCUUCCACCCCAACCUACAAUGGAUCCUUAUUUUGGUUUUUCUAAUCCUGGUCUCGGAAUGGGCUAUCAGACAACAGAUUUCAACUCCCAUCAUAUGUUUAACACUCGGUCCCCUUAUGAUGCUUUUAAUCCUUACGGUCGAUCUCUUCAAGCUACUCACAGCUUUCAACCACCUAUGAGUGCAUCAACUCCCACCAACGUUGGAGGUAUUACUCCAGGAAUGACAAUUCCAGUAUCAGCCGUCUUAAACAGUUUGGAUCCUGUUGCCGCAUCUGUCCCACCUCAACCAUCUAUGCACGAUUUAUCAACAGCUACAGCUUCUGUUGUCAGCGAUCAGCAUGAUGCUAGCCAUUACUGGAGAUCUUAG